Olea europaea var. sylvestris is the source of this 899-nucleotide messenger RNA. Its product is annotated as photosynthetic NDH subunit of subcomplex B 3, chloroplastic-like. Gene Ontology annotation, biological process: P450-containing electron transport chain. The record is from RefSeq and is a predicted model, not a curated record. NCBI's taxonomy places the organism in Eukaryota, Viridiplantae, Streptophyta, Magnoliopsida, Lamiales, Oleaceae. The transcript has 5 exons. The coding region runs from base 65 to 664 and encodes 199 amino acids. Gene Ontology annotation, molecular function: 2 iron, 2 sulfur cluster binding. Gene Ontology annotation, cellular component: chloroplast thylakoid membrane.
AUCCAAUAUAUACAGAUUCAAACUAUCUUAAAAGUGCACUAUUCUCAUCCAAAUAUCCCUAAAAAUGGGAAUACUUCAACUCAACUCACAUAAUUUAGCUUCUUUCUCAGUAUCCCAUAAUUUCAGCAACACCCCUCACAGAACUUUAAAGGGUUUUAAUAUUCUCAGUCUUCCCCGAGGGAGAAUUCCGGCCAUCGGAACUACCCGCCAGAGUGAACCGGAGACUGCAGUAUCGGAAGAAGAAACAACUGAGGCUGCAGUGAAUUUUGCAUUUGUUAGUUCUGUUUUGCUUCCUGAUGGAACACCGGAUGUGCAUUAUCGAACAGCCUGUGGUGGACAGAAACUUAGGGACAUAAUGUUGGACAACAACGUCGAAUUGUAUGGACCAUACGCUAGACCUCUGCUAAAUUGUGGGGGAGGAGGAACCUGUGGAACGUGCCUUGUUGAGGUUGUCGAAGGAAGGGAACUAUUGACUCCUCGUACAGACAAAGAGAAGGAAAAAUUAAAACGGAAUCCGAAGAAUUGGAGACUGGCUUGUCAAACCACUGUUGGCAAUGCAGAUUCCAGAGGCCUGGUUGUAAUCCAACAACUUCCUGAAUGGAAAGGGCAUGAUUGGGUUUAUGGAAAAGAACCACCACCAGAAGAUGAAACUGCCACUAUUUGACAUUUUAAAUUACACAAUCAAAAAUUCUGCUUUGGAUCCUGAUGAGUUAUUCAAAUUAAAUCAGAUACUGCUGGUCCCCUCUUCUUGUAGAGAAUACAGCAAAAUCAAGAUUGCAAUAGAUUGAUCAUGUUACUUCUUUCGUUGACAAAAUUUGAUGUAAUAAUUUAACUGCUUGUUUUGUAUGAAGAAUUAGAGGAGACUCGAGAGUAUAAUGAAUAGGAUUUUAAUAUAUUUU